AUGCAUCGGCGGACGCACACCGGAGAGAAACCUUACCCUUGCGACAUAUGUGAAAAGUCGUUUAGUCAAAGUGCACAUCUGAUGUUACACCGGCGGACGCACACUGGAGAGAAACCGUUUCCAUGUGACAUAUGCGAAAAGUCAUUCAGCAAUAAUGGAGGUUUGACGAAGCAUCGACGGACACACACUGGAGAGAAACCUUACCCUUGCGACAUAUGCAAAAAGUCAUUCAGCGAGAAUGGAGGUUUGACGAAGCAUCGACGGACGCACACUGGAGAGAAACCUUACGCUUGCGACAUAUGUGACGAGUCGUUUAGUGUCAGUAGCAAUUUAAUUCAGCACCGUCGAAUUCAUACUGGGGAGAAACCUUACGCAUGCGAUGUAUGUGAGAAAUCGUUUAGUCAAAGUGCCAAUCUGACGAAACACCGGCGGGCGCACACUGGAGAGAAACCGUACGCAUGCUAUGUAUGUGAGAAAUCGUUUAGUCAAAGUACAAAUCUGACGUCACACCAUCGGACACACACUGGAGAGAAACCGUUUCCGUGUGACAUAUGCGAAAAGUCAUUCAGCGAUAAUGGAGGUUUGACGAAGCAUCAACGGACGCACACUGGAGAGAAACCUUAUGCUUGCGACGUAUGUGACGAGUCGUUUAGUGUUAGUAGCAAUUUAAUUCAGCACCGUCGAAUUCAUACUGGGGAGAAACCUUACGCAUGCGAUGUAUGUGAGAAAUCGUUUAGUCAAAGUGCCAAUCUGACGAAACAUCGGCGGGCGCACACUGGAGAGAAACCUUUUCCAUGUGAUAUAUGCGAAAAGUCAUUCAGCGAUAGUGGGAGUUUGGCGAUGCAUCGGCGGACGCACACCGGAGAGAAACCUUACCCUUGCGACAUAUGUGAAAAGUCGUUUAGUCAAAGUGCACAUCUGAUGUUACACCGGCGGACGCACACUGGAGAGAAACCGUUUCCAUGUGACAUAUGCGAAAAGUCAUUCAGCGAGAAUGGAGGUUUAACGAAGCAUCGACGGACGCACACUGGAGAGAAACCUUACGCUUGCGACAUAUGUGACGAGUCGUUUAGUGUCAGUAGCAAUUUAAUUCAGCACCGUCGAAUUCAUACUGGGGAGAAACCUUACACAUGCGAUGUAUGUGAGAAAUCGUUUAGUCAAAGUGCCAAUCUGACGAAACGCCGGCGGGCGCACACUGGAGAGAAACCGUACGCAUGCUAUGUAUGUGAGAAAUCGUUUAGUCAAAGUACAAAUCUGACGUCACACCAUCGGACACACACUGGAGAGAAACCUUACGCUUGCGACGUAUGUGACGAGUCGUUUAGUGUUAGUAGCAAUUUAAUUCAGCACCGUCGAAUUCAUACUGGGGAGAAACCUUACGCAUGCGAUGUAUGUGAGAAAUCGUUUAGUCAAAGUGCCAAUCUGACGAAACACCGGCGGGCGCACACUGGAGAGAAACCUUUUCCAUGUGAUAUAUGCGAAAAGUCAUUCAGCGAUAGUGGGAACAUGCACAAACACUACAGACAAUAA
This is a messenger RNA of Metopolophium dirhodum (rose-grain aphid), 1530 nucleotides long. RefSeq names its product zinc finger protein 271-like. Gene Ontology annotation, cellular component: nucleus. NCBI's taxonomy places the organism in Eukaryota, Metazoa, Arthropoda, Insecta, Hemiptera, Aphididae. Gene Ontology annotation, molecular function: DNA-binding transcription activator activity, RNA polymerase II-specific; RNA polymerase II cis-regulatory region sequence-specific DNA binding. The transcript is spliced from 2 exons. The record is from RefSeq and is a predicted model, not a curated record. Gene Ontology annotation, biological process: regulation of transcription by RNA polymerase II. Bases 1 to 1530 code for a protein of 509 amino acids.